Acanthocheilonema viteae is the source of this 2298-nucleotide messenger RNA. The record is from the annotation of a GenBank genome assembly. Lineage: Eukaryota; Metazoa; Nematoda; Chromadorea; Rhabditida; Onchocercidae.
AUGGAGAUGGCGGGUGGUGCGGUGUGUACGACAUCGACAUCGACGAUGAUGACAGUCCAACGGCCAAAACCGAAUUUGCCGUCGUUUGAAGAAAUAAGACGUGCCGUACCGUCAUCAUGUUUCGAAAGGUCGCUGUUCAAAUCGUUGUUUUAUCUUGUAUUGGAUUUCAUAAUAUUGUACGGUUUGUACAGAUUUGUUGGUGUGUUCGAAUCAUUUGGAAUUUUUGGGCUAUUUGUAUGGUAUUGCUGCAUGGGAAUGUUCGGGUCGUCACUGUUUGUGGUUGGUCAUGAUUGUGGUCAUGGUACCUUUUCUAAAUAUACUUGGGUCAACGAUCUUUUUGGACAUAUCGCUCACGCUCCACUUUUGGCACCGUAUUGGCCCUGGCAGAAGUCACACAGGCGACAUCAUCAGUACACUUCUCAUAUUGACAAUGACAUGGGACAUCCCUGGGUGGUCGAGAAAGAUUUCAUGACACGUGGUUGGAUAGUGCGCAAUUUUUCAAAGAUCCCACUUUCCGGUUUUGUUCGAUGGAGUCCGAUUUAUACGAUGGUCGGUCUACCAGACGGUAGCCACUUUUGGCCUUAUAGUAAACUUUUUAACACCAAUCGUGAACGAGUAGAAUGUGUUAUUAGUGGUUUAGCGUGUUUAUUUUGUGCUGUGGUAGCUUUUAUUAUAUGUAAUGAUAGCUGGUUCACAUUCAUCAAAUAUUAUUACAUUCCGCUGUUGUUUCAAGGUUACUGGCUCGUUAUCAUAACGUAUUUGCAACACAAUGACUAUAGUAUAGAGGUUUACGAAGAAGGCUACUGGAGUUAUGUGAUGGGGCAAGUACAAACCAUCGAUCGAGUGUACGGUUUUGGUAUUGAUACACUACUGCAUCAUAUUACUGAUGGGCACGUGGCCCAUCAUUUCUUCUUCACAAAAAUUCCUCAUUACCAUUUGAUGGAAGCAACAACGGCAAUUAAAAAAGUUCUAGAGCCUUAUAAGGCAUAUCGAAGUAAAAGCAACGCCGAUUUUUUGUUGGAUUAUUUGACGCUGAAUAUAAAACUAGAAUAUCUUAUUGGCCGAGGACAGUGUGACACGAAGUUAGUAGAAAAUAGUUUAGACAAUAGCGGAGACGAUGAUAUUAACUCCUCCGUGAUUUGGCGUAGCGUUAUCGGUGAUAUUUGUCAGUUAUCAUCCCUUCCACGACCAACAACUGAUUCAAGCAAAUACGUCGAAUGUGUAUUUCAAGCUGAAAAUGCUGGAAAUCGUAGUGAUCUUGGUAUUUGGGUAUCAAAGGACUGCCCGAUUGGAUAUCAAUUUGUAGCGCCAGCUCGAAAAUGUAAAAUUAAUGACUUCAUCAAAGCUCGCCAACAAUUGUGCGAUGGACCUAAUGCUAAAAAAUACAAAUUCUGCCCUCAACUGAGAAAUAGCCCAAAAUUCAUGGUUAAAAGCGUUGAACAACAGAAAAAGCACUGCUCGUGUUCUGUAGACGAUAAGAAUUGUGAAUGCCCAAAAGUUACAAUCAUUGAACUUGUCACAUAUAAUGAAGUUGUGAAUGAAAAAAAUACAUCAAAGGCUCGCCAAGCUCGUCAGGUGGGUGAUAAUUGCGGUGACUGUUCAAAUGCAGAUGGCAUAUGUAUCUGCGGUCCGUUUGAUCCAACUUAUUUACCCAGUGUCACUAAACUUCCAAGCAGGCAUAUCCCGGAAGGCUGCUACCUGUUAAGUAAUGGACAACUUCAUUGCUCUCAAAUUCAGGAAGAGAGAGGAAAGCAACAACAUCCGGCUAUUAUUGUGCCGCAAGCAUGUCCCAUAGCAGUUGGACAAAAUGUCGAGGGUGCUAGAUAUCAAAGAAUUUGUUCAUGGAUGAUCGAACCACUUGCUGCUGAUCCAGAAAGUCCAUCACAUUUUCUGCAGUGCCAGCCAGCAUCGAAUAGUUUGUAUUGCGGAAGAUGGCAACGCAUGCCUUGUACACCAGACCUCAUUUUUAAUGCGUUGCUACAGGUUUGCGCAUGGAAUCCUAGCACGCAGUCAGAAAAAAUUCCAGUAGUAACGCAGAGACCAAGUAUUAUUGCAACUUAUCCAUCAAUAACUCAGCUACCACAUGCUUCAACUGGAUAUCUAAUAUCACCUAUACCGGUUGUCCCUCCGUAUAAUACAAAUGCGCGGUGCACUUGUCAUGGUGGCGUGCAAAUUGGUUUUUGUGGUCCUAAUGGUCAAUGCCCAGGCCAAUCUAUUUGCAAAAGCAAUCAAAUAGUAGGACAAGGAUCUGUAAGCAAUUUCGAAUUCUUUGACAAAGUGACUUUUUCGGAAAAAUGA